Raphanus sativus (radish) is the source of this 1453-nucleotide messenger RNA. RefSeq lists its product as uncharacterized. The transcript has 2 exons. The record is from RefSeq and is a predicted model, not a curated record. Lineage: Eukaryota; Viridiplantae; Streptophyta; Magnoliopsida; Brassicales; Brassicaceae. The coding region runs from base 288 to 1319 and encodes 343 amino acids.
AAUAUAUUCACUCCAGAUAUAUAUAAUAAAAAAUUGUCAAAAAUAAUUGAAGAAAGGCUGCCCAUGUGGGCACUUCCAAGUAAUCUCCAGAAUCGAUGCUUCAAAUACAUUGGAUGUUUACUAAACAACACAUAUAUGAACAAACAAACACCCACAAAAUAAGAUCAGAAGACCCAAUCUUUGUUAUAAACACACAACUUAUCUCUUUUUAGAAUCUCUUGUCUUACGUUUUUUUAAAACUUUCUAGUCUUUCUCUUACUUUUUUCAAUCUCUAGUUUGAAAAGGAAAUGGAUCUUGUAAGUUCGAGUGAAUUACUUAUUGAUGAUCUUUUAGAAGAUUACUGGUUCUUUGAGAACUUAUUUACCAGGAGAUCGAGAGCCUUAAGGUAUUGUCACUCAGAUCCUUACCCUUCUUCUUCUUCUUUGACUUCUCCUGAAAAAACGGGAGAGUCGGAUGAGAGGAAGUCUCUAGAAGCUUCCACAGGGCGAUGUUUGAUCAGGGCAGCUUCUAUAGAUGGAAGAGAAGGAGGAUCCGAGACGAAGCAGUUGUCUGAAAAUAUUAGGGUUCAAGAACAGACACCAGUUGGGUCUUUCUUGCAUAAGAAGGAACCUGUGGUUCUUCCUAAAUCUGGAUCUCGGUCGGCUCCGGGGAAGAUUCAAGAACCUUCCACAGAGCGCAGUUUGAUCCGGGCACCUUCUUUGCCACCUCGGAUAGACAGAAAAGAAAUGGAUUUAGAGGCAAAGAAGUUGAUUAAUAAGCUGACUCGGCAGUUCUCUGAGAAGAUUAGGGUUCUAGACCCGGCGACAAGGAGUGAUCGUUUCUUGCAGAAGAAGAGAACUAUGGUUCCAGAGAAAGGCAGUAGUGAGAGAAACAGAAGAGGUGGUAGUAGUAGCAGUAUCAAGUUUAGUUUGCAAAGAACUCAAACGAUGCCAAAUAACAUUAGAAGAGGAGAAGAUGAACUCGAAGAUCAAGAAACUGACUCAAGAAUGGGUUUCUUGAUACGUGAAGCUCUCGCAAGCUCACAAAAUGUUCAAAAGGUUUCAGGCAAUCAAAGGCAGAGACCACCAAUAAACUUGAGGUCAGAAGCAACUGUUUUGGUCAAACAAACAAGCCCAAGACCCAAAACGCUGCGUAAAACGGUAAGCAGCAUAGAAACAACCAAAGAGAUCCAAGGUUAUGAUGACCAAAUGGUCGAGCCACGUGUUGUGAACGGGUUAGCUACACCACCUAGGGUUCCCAAGGAUUCGAGGAAAGAAAUGAAGGAUCAGAUCAAGUUUUGGGCUCGAGCUGUAGCUAGUAAUGUCCGACAAGAGUGCUGAAAACUCUUCUAAUAACACUAAUUAACUCUGUUCUUGUAUGACACUAUUCCGUACAGAUGAUUCUUAUCUUGAACUCGUAGUGUUUAAUUUCUUUCUAAUCCUCCUGAGAUAAUGAGAUUCUUCUGUUUAUGUGA